AUGGAAUCGGCGGCGGACAGCGAGGACACUUCGCACUCCCGCUCCGUGAAAAGGAAAACAUCGGACCUCGCCAGCCCAUCCGGACCGGCUGGCGCCAAGAGGAUGAGACUGGGAGAAAAUGGCUUCGGUUCCCAUCCUGACAGGACCUUUCGUCUCCCAGCGGAGAUUUGGCAUCGCAUCUUUGCCCUGCUCCCACCAAAGACCCUGGGCUGUUUGUUGGCCGUCAACAAACGCUUCCACAAGUACCUCGACCCUUCUUCCCCGGUCGAGGACGACAUCUCGCAGCCUUGCCAUGUCCCCCCCUCCAUCCUACCGCCGCUGAAGCCCGAUGCCAUCUGGCAGGCUUCUCGGCGUUUCUUCUGGCCGCAUAUGCCGGGGCCGCUCAAGGGAAGGUCAGAGAUCGAAAUGUGGCGUCUCUGCUGCACUCGAUCUUGCCAGUUCUGUGGCACCCGCGUGCGCCCAGAGAGUGGAAGAACACAGGACCAGUGGCAUCGCGGGCCAGGCGCCAAGGGCGUCUCACCCAUCUUCCCUUUUUUUCUCGUCAUCUGCGGUCGAUGUCUCUCCGAAAACACUAUCAAGGAAGUACAUCUCUUUCUCUCGCCCUCGAUACCCUCUUUUCUCCUGGCAGGUCUUCCCAUGGUGUUCGUGACUUCUGAACUGCAUGUCAUCCCCCCCCAGCUCUUGUCCACCGGCACAGACCUCAUGCACUCCCAGGUCGCAAAAAUAUUUUCCUCGGAGCAGGCCAAGGCUAUCCACGCCGAGUUUGAGGGCGUCAAGGCGCUUGGCCAUGCUGCUGCAGAGGAAUGGGUCAAGGGCCUUGAAGCUCGUGGGAAGCGUUCACUUGCCGAUGCUUCGCGCUGGGAGAGAUGGUAUCUUGCUGGCGGCGUCCACGAUAUGCGCGCUUCCCUCCAAAGUCUGCAAUCGUCCACUCAGAAAACUGAGGCGCCUUCUCCUACUAGAAUCCUCGAUGCUCAGGCCUCCGUCAACGAGCCGCAAAAGUCUGGCGGAGACGUGAUGCAGCAUCGAGAGCCGCCCACGAGCAUCCAUGACCUCAUACGGACCCAACCCGAGGUGGGAAACGUAGCCACAGGACCAGGCUCACGCCCUGUUGAUCACGCAAAGCUCGCCGAAGAGGAGGCGGCUGAGCUUAAGGCCCUGAGAAAAGCCGAGAUCGAACGACGAGCGGCACUGCUCGACCCGCCGUUCACCCUGAGCGACUUAAGCCGUGUGCCUGCCUUUCUAGCGAUGAUUCGGAUCCCAGUACCACUGGACGAGAGAGCCUGGGGAACCCUGAAGCAGCGUCUUCUCGACCACCGAGAAGCCGCUGAGCAGCGACGACCAGAAAUCCCAGCACCAAUUUCCUCUCACCCGGAGAGCAUGAACGCAACCGAGCAAUGGGAUGAGACUCAAGGGCCGUUGCGGGCUAGGAUAUCUGGAUUCGCGGACGACUACAUACGGCACAGCUGGAACGAUGGCGCAAAUUUAUCCAAGAAGGAGGCUUCGCGCUUUGCCGUGGAGGUAUUAUUUUACGUACGAAAGAGGUUUUAUGCUGAAGUGGCCAAAGAUGCUGCCGCAGUGCAGGCCGCCGGCCGCAGAGCGGUCCCAGACCCCCCUACAGGUCCCUGGACUCAGAAACUGACGCUUGAGCAUAUGAAAUGGAUUUUCGAUGCGAAAAUCAAGAAGCACACAGAUCGGCACGGCACGGAGCUGUUCUUCUGUACCGGCUGUUCAGGCAAUCGCAAGGCAUUCGGGCUUCAAGCGGUCGUUCAACAUUAUGCGGCGAAGCAUACCGCAGCCCUUAGUAUGGGCAAUAGAGUUGUUCACUGGAGGACUGAAUGGCCCGAGACGCCCAUUUUCGAGUCGGACCCGAGACGGAAGACAACGAAGCAAGCUGGCGAGGGCUCCAAAAGCGACCCUCUUCAACCCCCGCUCCCCCACGGUCGCGAUAGCCACCCGGCUUUGCCGCCCUCCGGUGCUUCUAACCAAGCUCUCGGCCAUGCAGCCCGGGCUCCCAAUGCAUCGCAGGCUCCUCCCGUGCCCGCUCAUGCAAACCUGCGUCAGCCUUUGCAACAUCCUCAGGUUCCAACCCAUCCAUCCUACCCGCAGCGGUUGCAGCUUGUUGGUCCUCAGCCGCCCGAACAGGCCCCAGGAGCGUCGUCGACUGGUAAAGGCAACGCUUCCCGCACAAACAACCCUGCAGCUACGGCAGACUGUCUUAACCGCGGGCAGUACGUGGCUCGACUCAAUUACAUGGCUAGAAUUUGCAAAGAGAUUUGGCGCAAGAUUGCGCACAUGCACGAUUUGCCUGAUUCAACCAAGGCCCACGUUCUUCUUCACCACAUUGUGGCGAGGUUUGAGGAGAAGUUUUCUGAACGACCUUCACUGAACACUUUCAUUGAUGGCAUGUCAAAUCACAGGGAUAUGAGACCGGCGCGCAGUAUCAAGAGCCUGCAUUGCAAAACAUGCGACUUCAGCCAUGAUGCCGAAGCCGAACCGAAGCCUCUGACGUUUCCCCAACUCCUGAAGCAUUUUAAGAUGAAGCACAGCGAGGGUACGGGAGACCAGCUAGGAAGUGGUCCUGUUGAUUGGCACUUCAACAUGAUACGCUCCCCAGACCGGCGGGCUAUUCCCGAGCUCCAAAAAAGCCUCGGUAAGCACGAGGCGGCUCUCCAAAUAGUCACCGACGCGUUGCCGUGGGCCGGGCAAGUCAAGACCCCUAAAGCACCAGCUGUGGAUCAGCGACAAGGCCCCAUGAGCGGGGCGAUGCAGCAGAAGAGGCCUGUUCAGAACGCGGGCAACACUUCGCAUGAUCUGUCGAGAGCCACAAGCUUCCAGCACCAGCUCGACAGAAAGACCAAUCCGUUACUCACGAUCAUGGGGCAAGGCCAGAUUUGCGGCCUGCGAGAGUGGUUUACGGGACAGCGGAGAGCCCUCACGGACAUCUGCCAGAACGGGAUGCUUCCCAGGGAGCAUCCAUUGGCUGCCUCGGUGCCGUAUGCACGAUUACACGAAGACGGGUUCGAAAUCCUCGGUAGCCUCGAAUCCCAUCUGGAGUCUGAACGUGGAGUUGUCACUCCUAGGGACGCUCUGCGACAGGAUGCGCGUUACGGCGGGCGGCCGCGGGCCGCUUCAGACCGGAUUGAUCACGCUAGCAACCUUGAGUAUCUAGCUGGUCGCUACGACGAGCCGUAUCACUACGCUCUGCCAGUGUACGAUGGAGGUGUACAGGGCUACUACCAAGGGCCCGGGCCGUGGGCGCCUCAGGCAUCGUCGGCCAUCCGCCAAGGCACCGGAUACCGCCCAUACGGCGUCUAUCCGCAAGGGUUCACAGCCCAGUCUGUCCAGGUGGCUGAACCGUAUUACCCCCGCGAACCUCGUGCUCCAGAGCUGUAUCCGCGACACGGGUCGGUGGUAUAUGGCGACGAGAUGGGCCCGCCGGCCGCGUAUGCUUCUAGGCCGCCGUUGAGGAUGGACUACGAGGAGUAUGAUCCUCGGUAUCCCGAGACGGGUCGUGGCACCGCCGCCGCUGCUUCGCGCGAAGCACGGCGUUGA
Hirsutella rhossiliensis is the source of this 3552-nucleotide messenger RNA. RefSeq lists its product as uncharacterized. The transcript has 7 exons. Bases 1 to 3552 code for a protein of 1183 amino acids. Lineage: Eukaryota; Fungi; Ascomycota; Sordariomycetes; Hypocreales; Ophiocordycipitaceae. Gene Ontology annotation, molecular function: protein binding. The record is from RefSeq and is a predicted model, not a curated record.